Molecule: messenger RNA, 3279 nt
Organism: Eublepharis macularius
Lineage: Eukaryota; Metazoa; Chordata; Lepidosauria; Squamata; Eublepharidae
Exons: 5
Coding region: 262-2844 (860 amino acids)
Cellular component (GO): membrane
Molecular function (GO): GTP binding; GTPase activity
Source: RefSeq, a predicted model, not a curated record
UCUGGCUCUUUCACUUAAUAGGGAACAGCAAAGGCAAGAGAAGGUGUUUAGAGGGAGGAAAGGGGAGUCCCUCCUCCCAUGAAACCUCCAACCGCCCUGCACGUUUACAGCCUCUGCCGAUUCUUCAAGCAAACCUUGACAGGAAUAGCACAUAUACAAGAGUCCUGCCAUAAAGACACUCAGCAACGCUAACUGGAGCUUCUCAUAUUACAAGUGGAAAGCUUGUAAAAGAUAUGAUCAACUGAAUCAUCAAGAACAGCCAUGGGUGGUAAAAACUCAACUCAGCUGGGACAGAACGUGGUGGGAAAAAACACACUUGACAUUGCUGUCACAGGGGUGACGGGAAGUGGAAAAUCAACCCUUGUCAAUGCCCUGCGAGGUCUAUCAGAUUGUGAUGAGGGUGCAGCAAAAACUGGUGUGUGUCAAACUACAAUGGAGCCAAUGUGUUAUCCACACCCCACCUUUCCAAAUGUGACAAUAUGGGACCUUCCAGGAAUUGGGGCACCUAAUUUUAUGGCACGAGAAUACCCAGAAAAGGUAAAUUUCAGCCAGUAUGAUUUCUUUAUCAUUGUCGGUUGUCAUCGCUUCUCCAUCUGUGACAUCCAGCUCUGCCGUGCAGUUCAGAAAAUGGGAAAGAGGUUUUACUACAUUCGCUCCAAAGUGGAUUACGAUAUUCAUCUAGAGAAAAGAAAACCACACUUCAGCGAAGAGACAACCCUUCAAUGCAUCCGGAAACAUAUCCUUGAAAAUUUGGUGAAGGUUGGUGCUUCCUCUGCAGAGGUUUUCCUCAUCUCCGUUUGGGACUAUGAUAAGUACGAUUUCCUCCUUCUGCGAAGGACCUUAGAGAAUGAAAUCAAUGAACUCAGGAGACAUGUCUUAAGACCAGAUGUUCUGCAAGACUCAGAAAAGAGGAAGCACGACAGAUCAACUGAAACGUCAGGAAGGACAACCAUGAGUGGUGAAAGGUCAACUUCAAUCGUAUGCUCUGAAUCCAAAGGAGGAGAAAGUCUCUCAAAGUUGGUAGCAACAACUCCUCCAGGACUGAAUGUGUUGGAAAAAAACACACUUGACUUUGCCGUCACAGGGGUGUCAGGUGCUGGUAAAUCAUCCCUUGUCAAUGCCCUGAGAGGCCUGUCAGAUUUUGAUGAAGGUGCAGCCCAUACAGAUGUGAUAGAAGGAACAACAGAGCCCAUGGGUUAUCCACACCCCACCUUUACAAAUGUAACAAUAUGGGAUCUACCAGGAAUUGGGACACCUAGGUUUAAAGCAGAGGAAUACCUAGAAAGGGUCAAUUACAACCAGUACGAUUUCUUCAUAAUUGUCUCUUCCGAUCGCUUCACUCUGUGUGACAUCCAGCUAUCCAAUGCAGUUCAGAAAAUGGGUAAACGAUUUUACUACGUACGUGCCAAAAUGGAUGUCAGUAUUAAGAACGAAAAAAUAAAACCAGACUUCAAUGAGCAAGCAACUCUUCAAAAAGUCAGGAAAUAUUGCCUUGAAAAUUUGGUAAAGGCUGGUAUUUUUUCUCCAGAGAUUUUCCUCAUUUCUAAUUGGUAUCAGGACAAGUACGAUUUCCCCCUCCUGAAAAGGACCCUAGAGAAAGAAAUCAGUGAGGAGAAGCAUGGCAGGUCAACUGAACUAUCUCAAAAUACUGGAAUUUAUGCUUUCCUUUCAAAAGCGGCCUUAACAUUUGACCUUGCAAAGCUGAAGAACUCUAUAGCACAAAAAUGUUUUGAACAGGUGACAGCUGACAUUCGUAAAGAAUUGGAUGAGUUAGAAAAUGCCAAGCUUAAUAUUGCAAUCACAGGGCUUUCUGGCACUGGUAAAUCAUCCUUGGUUAAUGCCCUGCGGGGCAUGACCGAUUAUGAAACAGAUGCAGCAAAGACUGGAAUAAUGCAAACAACUAUGCAGCAACAUGACUAUCCACACCCCUUAUUUCCAAAUGUAACUUUAUGGGAUCUACCGGGUAUCGGGACACCAGAAUUCGACCCAAAGGAUUACCUAGAGAAGAUAAAUUUUAAGAAGUAUGAUUUUUUCAUAAUAGUUUCCUCAGAUCGCUUCACUGUGAACGAUGCCAUGCUGGCUCGAGAAAUUCAGAAAAGGAAGAAAAAUUUUUACUACGUGCGUUCCAAAAUGGAUGUCAGUAUAGCAUCUGAAUCCUUGGACCCAAACUUCAAUAUGGAAAAAACCAUUGAGAACUUAAGAAAAUAUUGCUGUGAGAAUUUGGUAAAGGCAGGAGAGUUAUCUCCGAGAGUUUUUCUCAUCUCCAGGCGAGAUUUGAGUAUGUAUGAUUUCCCACUUCUGCAAGAGGCCUUGGAACAUGACUUGGAUGAUCUCAAGAAACAUGCUUUUAUUACAUCUCUGCCAGUUUUAUCAAGAGAGAUCCUAAAAAAGAAAAAGGCUGCUAUGGAAGACCUGAUAUGGAAAGUAGCCAUUACCUCUGCUAAUAUCUCGAUGAUUCCUGACCCAGGAUUCUCUCUUGUUUGCGAUGUUAACAUCUUGGUGGCAACACUGAAACUUUUCUACAAGGUCUUUGGCUUGGAUGAAGAUUCCCUCCACAGAGUCGCUGAAGUGUUCAGCAAAGAGUACCAAGUGUUGAAAUCUGCUGUCAAAAAAUCUCCGAUGUCCAGCGAGAUCACUCCAAAUUUUGUAAAUGGUCUCUUAAACAAGUCACGGUUGUGUGUAACUGUGUUGACGAUACAACCGGUCUUGGAUUUUAUACCUCUGUUGGGGUUUCUGACUGGUGGAGCUAGUUCUUUUAUUACUACAUUCUACAUGCUAAAGAGCUUCCUGAGCGAUAUUGUGGAAGAUGCUGAGAAUGUUCGGGCAAAAGCGGCUGAGCCUUGAGGCCCAGCGGGUCCAAGACAGCCAUUUGAAAAGUGUGGUAUGAAUUGUGCACAGGACCCCAACUCAAGAAUGAGAAAGGACGAUUUGGAUUUCUGGCUGGAUUCUUAUUUUUCCCUUUAAGAACAUAAGAAGACCCGGCUGCAUCAAACAAGUGGUCCAGCUAGUGAGCCCAGCAUCUUGUCUCCUGCAGUGCCCAACCCAUUGUCCUGGAUAGUCAACAAAUGGGGCAUAGAAUCCAAGGCCUUCUCCCAGUGCGGCCUCCUAGCACUGACAUUUACAGGUUUGCUGCCUCUGAAUAUGGAGAUUCCCUUUAGUGCCCACCAGGGCUUUUUUUCAGCAGGAACGCAGUGGAACAGAGUUCCGGAACCUCUGAAAGUGGUCACAUGACUGGUGGCCCUGCCCCCUGAUCUCCAGACAGAGGGGAGUUGAGAUUGC